CGCACACCCGAGCGGAAGAGGCAGAUUCAGGAAGCCAUUACGCCGCUGGCUGGCAGCGGCCCUGCCGGUCGGUGCCGGGCCCUACGCACUUUGCGUAACGGGGGGGUUACCAAAGGCCUGGUACUUGGCCUUGGCAAAUUCGGCCUAUCGUAUGUAGCGGGAUGGGUGAGGGGCGAGGCUAAGGAAGAAAUAAAAAAGGGAAAUUGGACGGUUGAAGGGAUUAUAAUUUCUUUAAAAAAGAAGGGUAGGGAGAGGCCAUGGCCGUCCCAGCCAAGAAGAGGAAGAUGAACUUCUCCGAGCGAGAGGUGGAGAUUAUCGUGGAGGAGCUGGAGCUGAAGAAGCACCUGCUGGUGAACCACUUCAACGCCGGGGUCCCUCUGGCUGCCAAGAGCGCGGCGUGGCACGGCAUCCUGAGAAGGGUCAACGCCGUGGCCACCUGCCGCAGGGAGCUGCCCGAGGUCAAGAAGAAGUGGUCUGAUCUCAAGACCGAGGUCCGUCGCAAGGUGGCCCAAGUUCGGGCGGCAGUGGAGGGUGGCGAGGCCCCAGGGCCCGGUGAGGAAGAUGGAGCUGGUGGGCCGGGGCCAGGGGGUAGCAGUAGUGGCGGGGGCCAGGCCGUAGCCCCCGUGCUGCUCACCCCCAUGCAACAGCGCAUCUGCAAUCUGCUGGGUGAGGCCACCAUCAUCAGCCUGCCCAGUACCGCAGAGAUCCACCCUGUAGCCCUUGGACCUACGGCUACCGCAGCCGCAGCCACGGUCACCCUGACACAGAUCCCCACAGAGACCACCUAUCACACGCUGGAGGAGGGGGUGGUGGAGUACUGCACGGCCGAGGCCCCCCCGCCCCUGCCCGCGGAGGCCCCCGUGGAGAUGAUCGCCCAGCACGCUGACCCCUCGGUCAAGCCACAGGCGCUCAAGAGCCGCAUCGCCCUCAACUCGGCCAAGCUGAUCCAGGAGCAGCGCGUCACCAACCUGCACGUGAAGGAGAUCGCCCAGCACCUGGAGCAGCAGAACGACCUGCUGCAGAUGAUCCGCCGCUCCCAGGAGCUGCAGGCCUGCGCCCAGGAGCGCCAGGCGCAGGCCAUGGAGGGUACGCAGGCGGCCCUGAGCGUCCUCAUCCAGAUCCUCCGGCCCAUGAUCAAGGAUUUCCGCCGCUACCUGCAGAGCAACACGUCCUGCCCUGCCCCCGCCUCUGACCCCGGACAGAUGGCCCAGAACGGACAGCCGGACAGCAUCAUCCAGUGAGGGCAGGGGUUGAGCCGGCCUUCCGCUGGGAUUGGAUGACAUCAGGUGGUCUUGUACGUGGGCUCUGCAGCUGGCCUUUGGCGAGGGCCGGCCCCGCGGACAGCCCCCUCUGUAACAGACGCACAGGAGGCCCACUAUCUCUGAGGAAGAAAGGAGCCUGGGAGGAGGAACCUGAGACCCAGACUCUUCCCCCACCACUCGAGCUGCCUUGUUAAGAACCUUGUUAAGACUGGUUAGCUGGGGUCAGGCACGGGGGCGGGGGGUGGUGGUGGAGGGAGGGGCCAUGUGUUGUUGCGAGCCUGGGCUUAUGACAUGACCCAGACUCCAUCUGGGACCCGUGGAAGGAAGGCUGUCCCUGGGGAAUGAUCGCCCCGCCCUCGGGGACCGUCCCGCAGUAAGAGGUUGUCAGUGGUGCCGGCAGUAGCACAGUGAGCGCUCCUUCCUCCCUUGGGAGGCAGAGUGCCAGAGAAACCCCGCCCUUCCUCCUCACGGAGCCUCAGUUCUCAGGGGACUCCAAUGCCAGGCUCUUCCCCACCCACUCUGGGCACAGCAGGGGCCUUUGGUAGCGCCCUGGGCUGCCUCUGCCACACACCUGGGAUAUGCUGCAUGGGGUGGGGGUGGCUUGGCCACCAUCUGGUCUUCCGCUGCGUCCGGGACAGCCCUUUAGGGGUUUGUCCCAACAGCUCUUGACUCAGCUCGAGCUUCAGGCUUUGGGUGCUGGAAGGUUUAGAGAAAGUAAACAGGUGUGGACACCUGUUGCCCACUGCAGUGGGUCUGUGGCGACCUGUUGGCUCCUUCCAGAAGGUUUGCUUCAAGCCAGUUCUACUUAUUCUGUCCAUGAACCCCUCCUGGGAAGACCUCCAGGAUCUCUGAGGGCCACUCUGGCCAAGCCCUUCCUUCUUUCCUCUCUGCUGACCGGACCUCUCUAAAACCCUGCAAGAAACCUGCUCAGCAUCACCCGCUGGCCUCCCUUCACACACUAUUCAGAGACAGUUCUUCUGAGAAGCCCAGUGGCAGGCUGGGCGAGUCCGCAGGCCUGAUUGGCCCUGAAUGUUGAGGUGGGAGCAUUGCUGACCUAAGACGUGGGACCUUUGAUUUCUGUGCUUCGGAAGGACAGACGGACCUUAGAGUCCUAAAGGAGGUGGUGUUCCCUGUUCUGCUCUCUCCCGUGUGUAGGGAGUUUACCCAGAUGGCAAUUGUCUGUUUCAUUUUCAGGGUGAAAUCUACUGAAGCCAUUACUGAGACUGUGCAUUUCUUUCCAGAUCAUUUCCCAACUUUGCCAUCUUGCUGCUGGUGCCUUGACCACACGUGACUGACUGAUGGUUACAACUCAAGGCUCCAGAUCUCAGCCAAACAACUGCCCUGCGAGCACGUGCAUUCAGAAUCGCUCCGCUCCACUGUGGCAGCCACAGGGAGGUGCCCCCACAGACAGGCUCCGCGGAGGACAUGCAGGGCCAGCUGCAGAGCAAGGGAGAGGAAUCAGGCCUGUGAGGGGAUUGGGUGGUGGAAGAAAACUCUUCCCAGUGUGGCUGGAAAGCAGUCGCCCCUGGCAACCUGGACGCCCUCCCUCCCAGGAGCCAGAGCGCCCAGCAGGGUAGCAGUGGGGACUUCGUGAGGGUUUUGUAUUUCGGUUUGGUUUUUCUCUGGAGUUAGCAACCUGAGCCAACAUUGUGUCUGUUCCAAUUGGGUAUAAAGAGGAAAGACUGGAUCACUUAAACAGACUGGUUCUUUAAUUUUAAAUUAAAGAAAUAUCACUUUUUUUUU
This is a messenger RNA of Pipistrellus kuhlii (Kuhl's pipistrelle), 3005 nucleotides long. RefSeq names its product nuclear apoptosis inducing factor 1 (gene NAIF1). NCBI's taxonomy places the organism in Eukaryota, Metazoa, Chordata, Mammalia, Chiroptera, Vespertilionidae. The coding region runs from base 258 to 1241 and encodes 327 amino acids. Gene Ontology annotation, cellular component: nucleus. The transcript is spliced from 2 exons. The record is from RefSeq and is a predicted model, not a curated record.